ACCGGCUGCGGGGGCCGGAGCCGCUCUGCGGAGCUGCCGCUUUAUCUCUGCCGGGACAGGGGCAGCCUGCGAGGGAGAUAACCACUCCCUGCCCUCCGCCUGGCAGCUGCAUCAGCUCUGCAUGCGAGGAGGAGCAAAGUUAACAGUGCAGCAAUAAGAUGAAGCCUCCAUCUGGGAAAGGCAUGAGGCUGGCACACCUGCUCCUGAGUCUGGCUUCCUUCUGCCUUGCCACUCCCCUCUGGAAGGACCGGGAUGCUCUCAUGCAGGAGGAGAAAAGCCAUCAGACAGGCGGCAAUUUGGUGCUGAGCAGACAGGAACAGCAGCUCAGCACAAAGCUGGUGAACCUCAAGAAGGAGGAGGUGGCAGCAGCUGUAACUCGAGGAGCAUUUCCUCCAAGCAUGCACUUCUUUCGGGCAAGAAGCCUCAUUGAUCAGAGCUCAGUGUUCAGCAUCUUAAAGCGCAUGCCCAAAGGUGCUGUCUUACACCUCCACGACUACGCCAUGCUAAGCGUGGACUGGCUGGUGUACAAUGCCACCUACCUCCCCGACUGCUACAUCUGCUUCACCGACACGGGCACGGUCCGAUUUCGUUUUGCCAAGCCUCACCCUCCUCGCCCAGUGCCAGCCCAGUGCUCCCAGUGGGUUUUGCUAGAGACCUACCGCAGGCAGCUGCACAACGUGACCGAUUUUGAUAGCAGCCUGCUGAGAAACUUGACCCUGGUGACGGAGUUCCCUGAGCUUGCCUACCCCUCUCAGGCUUUCAUUUGGAAAAGAUUUGAAGAAGUCUUUCUCGUUGCCUCUGGACUUAUCUGCUAUGCACCUGUGUUCAAGGCCUAUUUCUACCAGGGCUUGCUGGAGUUCUAUGAAGAUAAUGUACAGUAUGUUGAGAUAAGAGCUCUUCUGCCUCCGGUAUAUGAACUGGAUGGCACCCGGCACAACAAAUCAUGGUCCAUGGCAGCCUAUCAGGAAGUGACCAGGCAGUUUAUGAAGGAGCACCCUGAUUUUCUUGGAGCCAAGAUUAUAUUUGCAGCACACAGGAUGAUGAAUGUUUCACAGAUUAAAGAAGCCAUCGUCACUGCCAUGGCACUCAGAGCCCAGUUCCCAGACACCCUGGCAGGCUUCGAUCUGGUUGGUGAUGAGGAUGAAGGUCACUCUUUAUGGGACCUGAAGGAUGCCCUGACCAUCCCGUAUUCCCUGGGAGUCAACUUCCCAUACUUCUUCCAUGCUGGGGAGACUGACUGGCAGGGCACCUCUGUAGACAAUAACGUGCUGGAUGCACUGCUGCUCAAUACCAGCCGCAUUGGCCACGGGCUUGCCCUCGUUAAGCACCCAGCAGCCAAAAGUCUGUCUCUGAAGAUGGAUAUCCCUGUAGAAGUCUGUCCCAUCUCCAACCAGGUCCUGCUGUUGGUAGCUGACUUGCGGCGUCACCCCGCAGCUGACCUCCUGGCUGAAGGGCACCCUGUUGUGAUCAGCCCCGAUGAUCCCCCCAUCUUUGGUGCUAAGGGAGUGUCCUACGACUUCUAUGAGGUGUUCAUGGCCAUUGGAGGGAUGAAUGCUGACCUGAGGACCUUGAAACAACUUGCACUAAACUCUAUAAAAUACAGUGCCAUGUUACCAGAUGAGAAAGCCAAAGCCAAAGAUGUCUGGCAGAAAAAAUGGGACCGGUUUGUUGCUGACCUCUCUGAUAGCUUCUUGGGAGAGCUUUAGAGCGGAGGAAACUCAGAGUGCAUCUGGCAAGCCAGAACAAGCCAGGCUUAUUGUUAAGAGAGAGACUGCUUCUUCCUUAUCACCUGAGCAGGUGAGUGAAGCUCAAAGCCUCACCCAGCAGUUCUGGGAAGCAAGCCUUAAUGGGCUUACUGCUAAGAAUGAGCUGCACCAUCCUGUGAAAGUCAUGGACUGGAGGUAAAAGGGAGCAGUGAGCCUUGAGCCUUCCUAGCAACAACAAAAGAACACCCAGCUUGGAAUAGUCAAAACAAUUAAAACUUGCCAGUGGCCAAA
Pogoniulus pusillus (Red-fronted tinkerbird) is the source of this 1997-nucleotide messenger RNA. It is a transcript of the gene ADA2, whose product is annotated as adenosine deaminase 2. Lineage: Eukaryota; Metazoa; Chordata; Aves; Piciformes; Lybiidae. The transcript has 10 exons. The record is from RefSeq and is a predicted model, not a curated record. Gene Ontology annotation, biological process: adenosine catabolic process; inosine biosynthetic process. The coding region runs from base 159 to 1706 and encodes 515 amino acids. Gene Ontology annotation, molecular function: adenosine deaminase activity.